Molecule: messenger RNA, 1072 nt
Organism: Fusarium odoratissimum NRRL 54006
Lineage: Eukaryota; Fungi; Ascomycota; Sordariomycetes; Hypocreales; Nectriaceae
Exons: 3
Coding region: 154-1053 (299 amino acids)
Molecular function (GO): oxidoreductase activity
Source: RefSeq, a predicted model, not a curated record
AUGGCUCAAUAUGGUUGCAUCCCCAGCAAAAUAUUACAAUGGCGGGGUUGAACGAACGUCAACAACCAAGAUAAAGCCUUCAUAGUCAAUCAUUCUUCAAAUCACCUCUCAUCAAAUCCUAUUGUGAAGAGCACAUCAAUUGACAACAUCAAAAUGGCCAUUCAGAAAGUCGCAGUCGUUGGAGGCUCUGGUCUCAUCGGAUCAAAAAUCGUGGACAGUCUCCUCAAAGCUGGUUUCCAAGUAACAGCUAUUACCAGAAAAGAGUCUUCCGCAACAUUUCCCGACAAAGUGAUUGUGAAGCGAGUCGACAUCACCUCCGUCGACUCCGUCAAGGAAGCUCUGGUCGGCCAGGAUGCAGUGGUGUCAGCCGCCGCAACUGCUGCUGCUGGAAGCCAGAAGAUCAUUAUCGAUGCUGCAAUUGCAGCGAAGGUUCCACGUUUCAUUCCCUCAGAGUUCGGAAUUCCGUCUCGUCAGAAUCGCGACACCAAGAUUGGAAAGAUUCUCGGUGCGAAGAUCCAAAACACUGACUACUUGAUUGAACUUGCUGAGAAGUAUGAUUGGUUCUCUUGGACUGGUAUUUCCAACGGACUGUUCCUUGACUCGGGUCUCAAAAGUGCAAGGGGAUUCAUCAACAUCAAGGAUCGCAAGAUUCGCAUCACCGACUCAGGCAAUGAACCCUAUUCCACAACUUCACUCGCCUUCGUCGGCGAAGCUGUGGUGGCUAUUCUGAAGAAGCCAGAAGAGACAAAGAACAAGUAUCUCAAUAUCGCCGGUGUUACGACAACUCAGAAUGAGGUCCUGAAGAUUGUCGAGAGGCUGACUGGUGACAAGUUUGAGGUUUCUCAUGUCACUGGCGCUGAGUUGGAAAAGACAGGGGACGAGAAGAUUGCCAAAGGAGACUUUAGUGCCUUUGGUAAUUAUCUCGAGCAGUUCCUAUUUGCCGAUGGUGCUGGCCACGCGUUGAAAGGUGAUGAGAAUGCGAUUCGGUUACUUGGGCUGGAUGAGGAGAAUCUCGAGGAGGUUAUCAAGAGUGUCGUAGCUGAGAUCAACUAAGUGCCAGCUUAGAACAGGA